This is a messenger RNA of Physeter macrocephalus (sperm whale), 5729 nucleotides long. RefSeq names its product ZFP91 zinc finger protein, atypical E3 ubiquitin ligase (gene ZFP91). Bases 76 to 1791 code for a protein of 571 amino acids. Lineage: Eukaryota; Metazoa; Chordata; Mammalia; Artiodactyla; Physeteridae. Gene Ontology annotation, biological process: regulation of transcription by RNA polymerase II. The transcript is spliced from 11 exons. Gene Ontology annotation, cellular component: nucleus. The record is from RefSeq and is a predicted model, not a curated record. Gene Ontology annotation, molecular function: DNA-binding transcription factor activity, RNA polymerase II-specific; RNA polymerase II transcription regulatory region sequence-specific DNA binding; transcription coregulator activity.
GGGAGCAGCGCCGCGGCCGCCGCCGCCUCCGCCUCCGCCGCCGGGGACUAGGGGGUGGGGGGCGGACGAGUCCCGAUGCCGGGGGAGACGGAAGAGCCGAGACCCCCGGAGCAGCAGGACCAGGAAGGGGGAGAGGCGGCGGCGGCCAAGGCGGCUCCGGAGGAGCCCCAACAACAGCCCCCUGAAGCGGCGGCGGCGGCCCCUGGGGGGACCACUAGCAGCCGCGUGCUGAGGGGAGGUCGGGACCGGGGCCGGGCCGCUGCGGCCGCCGCCGCCGCUGUGUCCCGCCGGAGGAAGGCCGAGUAUCCCCGCCGGCGGAGGAGCAGCCCCAGCGCCAGGCCUCCCGACGCCCCAGGGCAGCAGUCCCAGGCCGCGAAGCCCCCGUCUCCAGCUCAGGGCAAGAAGAGUCCGCGACUCCUAUGCAUAGAAAAGGUAUCAUCUGACAAAGAUCCCAAGGAAGAGAAAGAGGAAGAAGGUUCUGCCGUCCCUCAGGAAGUUUCCGUUGCUGCAACUAAGCCUAGCCGGGGCUGGCGUAGCAGUAGCAGGACAUCUGCCUCUCGGCAUCGUGACACAGAGAACACCCGAAGCUCUAGGUCCAAGACUGGCUCAUUGCAACUCAUCUGCAAGUCAGAACCAAAUACAGAUCAGCUUGAUUAUGAUGUUGCAGAAGAGCAUCAGUCUCCAGGUGGCAUUAGCAGUGAUGAGGAGGAAGAGGAGGAAGAAGAGAUGUUGAUCAGUGAAGAAGAAAUACCAUUCAAAGAUGAUCCAAGAGAUGAGACCUACAAACCCCACUUAGAAAGGGAAACCCCAAAGCCACGGAGAAAAUCAGGGAAGGUGAAAGAAGAGAAAGAGAAGAAAGAAAUAAAAGUGGAAGUAGAAGUAGAGGUGAAAGAAGAAGAGAAUGAAAUUAGAGAAGAUGAGGAGCCUCCUAGGAAGAGAGGAAGAAGGCGAAAAGAUGACAAAAGUCCACGAUUACCCAAAAGGAGAAAAAAGCCUCCAAUCCAGUAUGUCCGUUGUGAGAUGGAAGGAUGUGGAACUGUUCUUGCUCACCCUCGCUAUUUGCAGCACCACAUUAAAUAUCAGCAUUUGCUGAAGAAGAAAUACGUAUGUCCCCAUCCCUCCUGUGGGCGACUCUUCAGGCUCCAGAAGCAACUUCUACGACAUGCCAAACAUCAUACAGAUCAACGAGAUUAUAUCUGUGAAUACUGUGCUCGAGCCUUCAAGAGUUCCCACAAUCUGGCAGUGCACCGGAUGAUUCACACUGGCGAGAAACCAUUACAAUGCGAGAUCUGUGGAUUUACUUGUCGGCAAAAGGCAUCCCUUAAUUGGCACAUGAAGAAGCAUGAUGCAGACUCCUUCUACCAGUUUUCUUGCAAUAUCUGUGGCAAAAAAUUUGAGAAGAAGGACAGCGUAGUGGCUCACAAAGCAAAAAGCCACCCUGAGGUGCUGAUUGCCGAAGCUCUGGCUGCCAAUGCAGGCGCCCUCAUCACCAGCACAGAUAUCUUGGGCACUAAUCCAGAGUCCCUGACACAACCUGCAGACGGUCAGGGUCUUCCUCUUCUUCCUGAGCCCUUGGGAAACUCCACCUCUGGAGAGUGCCUCCUGCUAGAAGCUGAAGGGAUGUCAAAGUCAUACUGUAGUGGGACAGAACGGGUGAGCCUGAUGGCUGAUGGGAAGAUCUUUGUGGGAAGCGGCAGCAGUGGGGGCACUGAAGGGCUGGUCAUGAACUCGGAUAUACUCGGUGCUACCACAGAGGUUCUGAUUGAAGAUUCAGACUCUACUGGACCUUAGAGCAAGGGAAGACUUUGGGCACUGGGACAGCUAAGACUUUGUAUUUAAAAGACAAAAAGGACAAAAAAAAAAUUUAAAGCAUUUAAAAUCUAGUAAAAUAACUGAAGGGCCUGCUCUUUCCAUUGUGGAUCACAGCACACGCGCGCACACACACACACACAUAUCCCCUCACGCGCGUGCGCACGCGUGCGUGCGCGCGCACACACACACACACACACACACACACACACACACACAUACACAUCCCCUCUUCUCCCUCUGUUGCCCCCUUUAUAAAAUUGAUGUUGCCUUUACCAGAAAGCUAGACGAAGAAGCAGCAGCAGCUCUUAAAGUAACGGUUAUUCUUAUACUCAGUUCCAGCCAGGCAGACUUCCUGCUCAUCAACAGAUCCCCCUUUUCAGCCUGUAACUCUGAUGUGCUCUGGAUCAGCUUUUAACUCUUAAUAAUAUAUUAAUAUUCUCUAAACCCCUUCUCCUCCUUUACUGCUUCCCUAUGGUUCUGGCUUCUAUCCCCUGCAGCACAUUUAUCUUCAAAGUAUCAUGUAAUUCUAAUCUCUGGAGGCUGGCAGCUUGACUUGGCACUUUAGGGCCCCUUAGCAGGGUGAGCUGUUAAAACAGCACACAUCUCUCACCCACUUUCCCUCCAUUCCCCCUGGGUUUAGGAAAGGAAGGAUACAUGGGGACCACCUCCUGCCUCUUCACCUCACCACCUUCCUCAGUCCCCCCUCCCAACACCUCCAUAAGGUUCUCAGUGGUGCUCACUUGCUUUGCAUGCAGGCUCCCAACGGGGAGGGAGCUACCGUCUACAUGGUCUCUCUGACCAUAAGACAGGGUUCUAUAUCAGUGAGACAGUGAGAAAAGUCCCAGACUAGUGGCAGAAAUUUGCACUUUGAACAUGUGUGUUUUUGUGUUGUGGAACCUGAGAUUCCUUAUUUAUUAACAAAGUCUGAUUUCUUUUUUUUUUUUUUUUUUUUUUUUUUUGUCUUUGUUGCUAUAUUUUGUGGGGCUGGGAGAGAUUAGAUAAUUCUGACAUGCGGUCCAUUGCGUAAGAGGUACAUGUAGAAGGCAAGCUAUAGGGUUGAAGAAGCACAGCCAGCCUCUAAAAUCAUAGCUCUCUAGUGGCCUUUAAAGAAAGCUGGUCCUCAGCACUAACAAAAUCACUACAGUAGCCUAGUGCUUUUCCGGAAACCUCUUUAGGGAAGGAUGUUAGGUGUGUGGUAAUUAGUGGUCUGAGUUUUUAGAGCAUCGAGAUUUAGGAAUUUUGAGGGGGUGAGGAAGGUUGUUCAGGGUCUGAAUUACAGAUAAAAGGUUUUCUCUUGUGAAUUUGUUGAUUUUCUUUUUUGUCCCCAUCAUUUCUUUAUACAGACCUCCCUAUUAUCCCAGCUCUGGCCCCUUGCUUUGCUUUUGCUUUUACUUUUGCUUUGCUUUGCUUUAUCACUAGUUCAUUCCAGCUCCCAAUUAGUGAAGGACACUGCCAUCAUUGAAGGAAUAGUCUGAGUCAUACAGUUGUAAGUAAAAGAAAAUCGCUGUUUUGUUUCCCUUUUAAUAACACUUCAGAAGAAGAAAGGCUUCAACAAAGUUAAUAAUCUGUAUAAUGCUUUGGCUUUCACCUGAAAUUGUAGAAAUUAUCAUUUCCCUCGAGGUAGGGAUUUUCAUGGGGUGGAUUACUUACCACUGUCCAUGGGAGAGAGAGUUUUGUACAACUUCAAAACUUCCAGAAGACUAAAAACAUAUUUUGGCUCAUUGUUAGAGAAUUAGAAGGGCAGUCUAUCCUACGUACCUCAGAAACUGGAAUUAAAGGCUUGCCCUAUUCAUUGUUUGUCAGAAAUGUGUGAUGGCUGUUGGAAAGAAUGAAGUUUUGCUGAGAACAAAAUAAGGAACAGCUUGUUUUUCACAAACACUAAAACUACAAAGUUUAUCAGUUUUCUCUUUUGAUUUUUUUUUUUUCCCCAAAAAGAAGGGUAACAAAGCGUCAUCUCUGAAAGAGGCUUACUUUACACCCACUAGUGUCAGUGGUUGGGAUGCCAGGGAAUAGGGAGUGAAACACCUACAGUGAGCAGUCUUCAAUGUACUGUUGUUUCUUUUCGGUGUUGCAGAUUUGCCAUCCCCUUCAGUGUGAGGGUAGAAAAUGGAAUAAGGUUAGAAGGGAUAUAGAGUAUGCUUUCCUGCCCACAGUAAGGAUUUGGAGUUGACUUUGGUAUGUUGAGUAAAUUUGAAAAUAUUAUAAGAUUGACUGGAUGGGUCUACAACAAAGUUGUUCCACUCCCGUAUUAAGUCCAUCUUGUACUGUUUCACUAGCUAGCAUCCAUACCCCACCUUACUUUUUGUCUUCGUCACAUUUAUCUUAUCCUUUGUCUCCAUAAAUUACAUUUGCAGUUGUUAGUCAUCAGAUGUUUUAGCCACCUACACAAAAGCAAACUGCAUUUAAAAAAAGAAAUUUAUGAGAUAGAGGGAAAAUAUAUUCUUCCCUGUAUCACACUCCUCCCCACCAAAAGCAGCUAGUUAGUUCUCAUAAUUAGAAACUUUCUCCUUUCUCCCUUUUUUACUCAUCUUCAUUUGCCUGUAAUUUGCUUCAAUAAAUUAUUAUAGCAGUUUGCGAUAAAUUUUAAAAUAUCUUUCAUGGACUUAAGAUUUUUUCCUUUUGAGAAAAGGGGUGCUAGCAAAGUAAAGAGUUGGUUAAAGUAAACUAUCUUAUACUGGAUUCUUUUCCCUUUUGCUUUCUGCUCCUCAUACGUUUACUUCAUUGUCCUUCUAAGGAACUCAAUCUUAAAAUUCUACAUUUCCUACUCUUAACCAAAUUCUGCUACCUUUUUAGUAACCCUUCCCACAGCAUAUUCUCCAUCUUGAAUUAGCAAUUCUAAAUUCUGAAAAUGUACUUGAUACAAAUAUUAUUUCUACAAGAUACAGAAAUACAUCUUGUCGAAAUACAUCUUUCCCCUUGUUUGUGGUUGCCCAGGGUUAUUUUGCAAAAUUGAGACUUAAUAUGCUUCAGAGAAUUUAUAUAAACACUGGCCAAGAUUACUGGGAGUAAAAAAUAGAUACAUUGAGGUAUGGAAAAGCAUUCACAUAGAGCACUUGAACUUCCUUAGAACCUGUUUGGAGACAAAAAUAUAAAGAGUGUACUAAACCUAACUAAGGUUAUUACAGUCUGGCUGUUCGAAGCACCAUUUUUCCCUCCUGUCUUUUUCCCACUUUGCAGUGUACUCAAGAAAAUUGAAAAAUUGUAUUGAAUCAAUUUAAAAUAUUUUAUUUCCUAGAAGCCUUUUUUGCCUGUUGUAAUAUGCAGGACCCUUCUCCUUUGGUGGGAGAGACAGGUAGUUACCUGAAUCUAGGUUGAAAAGGUUAUGUAAAAAGAAAUUAUAAUAAAAGGGAUACUCUGCUUUUCAAAUCCUUGUUUUCUCUUAAUCUAGGUAAGGCAUAUCCAAAAUAAAUAUGUAAAGAAGAAAAAUAAAAGUUGUCUUCAUGGAAGCAACUGGUCUUCCUUGGUUGUACUGAGUUGCAGUUAUCCUGGGGUGAAAUAAUUGAUGCUGCCAAAUAAGAAAAACAAGUGCCCUCAGAGCAGGUUUUAAGUGGCAGAUACUGUUGUUAGCUUUUGUUGAGAAUCAGGUAGUUAACUUUUGACUUAGUUCAGUUCUGAUUUCUAAUGCUGAGAUGCCAUAUGAUUCUGUGAUCAUUUGACAAAGUUGGAAAUCCUUUCCAUGUUUCAACCUUAGGAAAGGUGGAUUCUUAAUCUAGUAAAGAGAAGGUUAAGGAAGCUGUGGGGUUAAUUUUGCUCUGAUAAUGACAAAACCCUGAUAGCAUUUAAUAUCAGUGCUUCUUCACAAAACUCAAUGUCCAUACAAAUACAAAGUUAAAAAAAAAAAAAAGAAUCCUCCUACCUUCUUAAAAAGCCUACUGUGACAGCCACCCUGGCCUCAUUUUUUUCUCUCCUACGUCCUU